This is a messenger RNA of Penicillium manginii, 606 nucleotides long. RefSeq lists its product as uncharacterized. Gene Ontology annotation, molecular function: zinc ion binding; DNA binding. The coding region runs from base 1 to 606 and encodes 201 amino acids. The record is from RefSeq and is a predicted model, not a curated record. The transcript has a single exon. Gene Ontology annotation, biological process: DNA-templated transcription. Lineage: Eukaryota; Fungi; Ascomycota; Eurotiomycetes; Eurotiales; Aspergillaceae.
AUGAUAUUGCAGCGUGAAAUGGAGAAUAUAACAGCGUCCCGCGAGAUUUACGAUAAUAUGUCUCUGCUCUCUGCAUUCCAGGCAUACCUUAUCUACUCAAUGGUUCUUUAUUUUCGACUUGAUGUGACUCGCGAUCAUUCUAUUCGACAGACAAUGAUUACCUUACAAGAGCUAGCUCAUGCUUCAAGCAAAGAGGGUCUUGUCUGCGCGAGCGACCAGGCUAGAACCAGGCCUCACUGGGAGGAAUGGAUCGUCACAGAAGCAAAACGGCGAACUUUGUACAUGAUGUACCUGUUCGACAGUGUCAUUUCCACACAGGAGAAUAUGCCCACUUAUCUCGGUACUGAGCUACAGGGUCUUCCUGCUCCUGCAGCUAGGGCGAUAUGGGAGGCAGGCUCUCGAUAUGAUUGGGAGCAGGCGUAUAAUCUCUUCUUGGCGGAAUGGAUGGAACCUGGCCUGGCGAUUGAUGAACUUUGGCCGAUUCCGCCGGAAUUGAACGAGGCUGAGAUCUCGAAAAGACGGAGUAGAGUGGAUCAUUGGUUAGAAGAUAUUGAUGGUUUCGGAACUAUGCUUUACGCUGUAGCUAGUUGUACUCAUGGUGGCUGA